Molecule: messenger RNA, 2053 nt
Organism: Athalia rosae (coleseed sawfly)
Lineage: Eukaryota; Metazoa; Arthropoda; Insecta; Hymenoptera; Athaliidae
Exons: 1
Coding region: 83-1387 (434 amino acids)
Source: RefSeq, a predicted model, not a curated record
GACCGAAAAACUACAACGAAGUGUAUACAAGAAAUACGCAACAAGAUUGACCAUAACUAAGCAUUUAGUAUAUCUGGACAAAAUGAUAAACGAAUACGAACUCGACCUAACUAACCUAGUUGAUGCAAUACUCUUCGCCAAAGAAGGCAUCGUACACCCUAAGAUACUAACCCCCGAACAAAUUAUGUCCAGUAUCCAACACGUUCAAUCCCUAGAACCACGACUAAUAUUCCCGACUCCCCUAAAAACUAUCUACGCAGAAGACCUCGUCAGACUAUCAAAAGUGGAAAUAGCAUUCAGUGAACCAAACCUAAUUUACGUCAUAGCUAUACCCUUACUGAACGACGAAACAUUCAAUCUAUUUCACCUAUUACCUGUCCCAGUGAAACAGAACUACGACAACACUUCUGACAAAUUUGCGUACAUCAUCCCAAACCAUGAGUACAUCGCAAUUUCUUUAGAUAGAUCUACAUACUUCGAAUUAUCGGAACAAAGCUUACAACGAUGUAAGAAAUCUCAAAACCAUUAUAUUUGCAACAGACACCAACCACUGUUCCAUAGCGCGAAUCACAGAUCCUGCGAAAUAGACCUUUUCCUAGAAAACUCAAUUCAUGAUCUGAGUAAGUGUAACGUAAGGUUGAACGCAUUUGAUGGAUCGUAUUGGACAGACCUGAUAAGUCCCAACACCUGGAUCUACUCGGUAUCAGCACCCGAGACCGUACACAUAGUAUGCCCUAAGAAUAACGUAAUACGACUCGAGUUGAUAAACUCUGGCACACUAACACUCAACAACCAAUGCACUGGUCACUCAAAAACAGUGACACUCACCACAUCAAAUGCAAUCUCGACAUCAACAACGACCCGAUCAUACACUCCGGAUUUUACCUUAAAUUUAACCAACAUCUACCAAGAUUUCACGGAAGGGACGAGCAUCAAUUUCUCCGCCUUACCAAUUUUUCACAUGUACAAACCAAUCCAUUUAGACGCGCGCGAUUUGGCCACAAAUGGCGUAGCACUCGAUGACAUCAUAAAACAAGCGAAAGAAAUUAGCACUCACCGACGAGCCGAACAACGGUCCUCUGACAUAAUAAGCGACGGGCUUACAUAUGGCGGUAUCGCUUUAGCGAUAAUCGGGUUUAUGUUCCUGGCCUACCGAUUCUCUCUAUUCAGUAAAAUUCUCAAACUUUGCAUCUGCAACCGUAACAGAAACACGCGACACAACGCGAAACCUAUCGAACUUGGCAAACCUAUUGAAAUUGAAUUACAGACACCGGUGGCCGACCCGAAUCCACAAAUCUUACACAGCCGCCAGCUCGCCUUACCACCCCCAAUACCUCGGCAAUCUCCGAAACUAGAGACCAUCUCUCGAAUAAAACAAUACUAUUGAGUUGAGCCGCGAUGCGAGUUGAGCAGCAGAUAUUGUUAUUACGUGGUCAACAAGACAAAACCUCUAACCAUACGUUAGAAAUAAAGAUAGAAUAGUACACUAUACAAGCUUAAGAAAACCACUUUUAUACACAUAUUCACCAUAGAAUGGAAAAAUACGAUCUAAUGUAUGGAUAUGUACUAGAUUUAAGACAGCACAAGAAGAUUAAGAAUAUAAACCUAGCACAUAAGGACACAAUACCAGAACACACACACAUAUACAGCAUAUGUAAUCAGACCCAAUAAAACUUAUUGAAAAGGGUUCACCCAAUACACAAAAACACCCACACAAACACGAUGCACGAUGUUCUGUAAACUAGCUACUAAGUAUCAAUAUGUAAAAAAAAAAAAAACCAAUUGUCAACAACCUUUAACCUUAUCGACAUAUCCUCGUAACGAUAUGCCUCCUCUAACAGGGGGGGUGUUACGUCCAGACCCUGUCCUCUACAACGCUUUCCUAUCUCCCUCGCAACCUGACCGCUAGUCCCUCUGACUCCUAUUACCACUUUAUUCCCACGUUAAACUGCAGCGUAAGGCGCAAUUGCCCCUACCCCGGGACGUCCAUCCUCCAGGAGUCUCACCAUGAUGCUAACACUCUCGACUCCUCUUCCAGACUAGCAAGAUCUGA